AUGGGCUUCCGAAGCUUAGCGGUCCUGCUGGCCGUUUUUGGGUUAUCCCGAGGCUUAACUUGCCCUGGCGGCACCCAGCUAUUCAAUGGAUACUGCUAUGAAUUCACCACCUCGAAAACGCUGGACCAGCAGACGGCAAACCAGCAGUGCGCAUCUGAAUCUACUUUCCAAAGUUCCCUUGCCUCGAUCAUGAACGCGUUUGAGAAUUUGUACCUGACUCAAAACAUGCCUGCUGGCACAAAAGCUUGGAUUGGUGGAAAAUACGAUGGUAGCAAAUAUUCGUGGACUGACGGGCUGCCAUUUACAUACAACAAUGUGAAUAAUUCGACAACUGGUGGAUGUCUUUUGAUUGACAAAGAUACAGGUAAAUGGUUCAAGGCGGACUGCAGCGAGAAGCAUGCGUAUAUUUGCAAGCUAGCGGAAACGGCUCCGUUUGUCGUUUCGAACAGUACUGGGUCUAAGGCAGCCGCUGCUUACAUUCUACGUGGAAUUGAUCCAACAGUCAACCCUUGCGAAGAUUUCUACGGGUUUACCUGCAACACUUAUAUUAAAAAUGCAAAGCUGCAUGGUGGUGAUGAGGUGAGCGUCUAUGAUGAAGCCCAAACAGCCGUCAAUCAAGCCAUUGCUGCAGCCCUGGACAAUGUAAAUUCGGGCAGCUCGCUAACCGAGAAAAUUACGAAGAAGGCAUACGAUGCUUGCCAAAAAUUCUACGACUCGCGCUCCCCACCGGUUUACGCAAAGCAGUUGCAUCAAGAGUUUUUGACCCGAUUCAACCUCACGCAGCUUCCGCUUUUCCAAUCGAUCAACGCUUCUUUCUCAAUGCCAAACCAAGCGCUAUGGAAGGGUAUCGGAUAUUUCGAAGGCUCGCAUGCUGUUGGCACCCUCAUCAAUUCUUAUGCCACCGUUGACUACAAAAAUAUUACUUCUAAUGCGUUGUUUAUGGACCAGCCAGCUCUGCCUCUUCCACGCGACUACUACGUUAAACCACAGUUUUUGACGAUUAUGGAAGAUCACGUUGAUGAAUAUGUUCAAUUAAUUCGCCUCUUUGCUGCCGCCAGCGGUCAGUCCAUCACAAAAGCUAUUGCACAAGAGGUUGCCGCCGACGUCGUGAACUUUGAAAUCGCAAUCGCUUUGGCUUCGUGGCCAGAUGAGGAGAUGCGAAAUUACCAGCAAAUGUAUAAUCCGUACAAGCUGGCCCAGCUAAAGUCCACCUACCCAGGCGUCGAAUGGGAGUCAUACUUUGACAACUUGUUUUAUCCGUUGAAUAUGUCUUCCCGCGCUAUGGUUGAUGAUUCGGCGAUUGUUGGGGAGCCCUCAUACUUUGGAUGGCUUGCCUCCUUGUUUUCUGGAAAUCUCUACAAGCAGUCGACAAUUUUGAAUUAUAUUACUGUCCAGGUUAUAUCGGAUUCAUAUGAUUUCUUGGGAGAUUCGUUCUCCGCCUGGGCAAAGGAGCACGACCGUGUCCGUUACAUCCGUCGUCGUGGGCGUGGUUUGGCUAGAAUCGGGGCACGAAACACCCCCAAAAAGUUUGACAGUAACGGAGACUACUGCGUUGAUUUGAUCAUGGAUUAUAUGCCUUACGGCCCAGGAUACGUCUACGGCAAGCAGCUUGAUCCCAAGGCUAGGGCUGCUGUUUUGGGAGAUGUUAGCGAUCAGACAGGACGCAUUAUUUCUUCAUUCAAAGAUAUGAUCGGAACGUUGACUUGGAUGCCAAGUGCUAGCAAGAGUAAUGCAUAUACCAAAGCUGCCAAUCUGAUCCAAAAUGUCGGUUUCCCAAAGAUGUUUGGCGAUUUUUCAAACGCACAAGCGCUUGACACCUACCACCAGGACUACGCUGCAAUCACCACCUACGCCGACACCGAUUUCUACGAUAUCAUGCUUACCCUGAAAACCGCUAUCCAAUCCCGAGAAGCCUGGCGACUCCUUAAUGAACCGGCCGAUAGAUCGAAUUUCCUCGAAUCACCUGCCGAGGUCAACGCCUGGUACCAACCGGAAAGGAAUUCAAUUACGUUCCCCUAUGCGGCGUUCAAUCCGCCUUAUUACAACUUUGAUUGGCCGCAAGCUUUCAACUAUGGUGGCCAAGGUGGAACUGGUGGACAUGAAUUGACUCACGGUUAUGAUGACGAAGGAGUACAAUUCGGACCCGAUGGUUCUCUUUCCAACUGUGAUACAUUCCAUUGUGGAUGGAUGGACAUGAAUUCGACCAGUGGUUUUACUGAUAUGGCACAGGCAAGAGAAAAUAUUGCUGAUCUUGGAGGCCAACAAGCCGCCUACCGAGCGUACCGCAACUACGUAGCAAGCACGCUAAAGGGCGUCGAAGAGCCGCGGCUGCCCGGGCUUGAAGAAUACACACCAAACCAAAUCUUCUGGAUCACUUACGGUUUCAGCUGGUGCGAAAAGCAGACUACAGAUGCGCUUGUGGAGCAGCUUCUCGUCGAUCCACACGCCCCCUCAAUCUGCCGCACCAACAAUGUGAUGCAAGAUAUCCCAGAGUUCGGCCGGGACUUCAGCUGCCCCAAGGGCUCCACGAUGUACCCACAAGACACGGAUCGUUGCAGUGUCUGGGUUGGAAAU
Mesorhabditis spiculigera is the source of this 2574-nucleotide messenger RNA. The record is from the annotation of a GenBank genome assembly. Lineage: Eukaryota; Metazoa; Nematoda; Chromadorea; Rhabditida; Rhabditidae.